UAAAUACUUGUCCUGUAUCGAGGACAUUCAGAAUAUAGAAAGAGUUUGCAUCGAACAGUUCACUGAGUGUUUUUUUUAUUGAAACCGUGGAAAAAUUUUACAAGCCUUCUUGUGUGAGCAUGUACGACAAUUUAGAGAGCAACAGUACAAAGUAUAUAAUUGAAAGGAAACCGGAAAUUUGGAAAGUUGAGCCUUCUACUGCUGCGAAAAAUUGCAGGAAUUUUAUACGAGAAAUUGUCGAUAACUUGGAUCUGAAGCCAAAUCCAGAAAAGCCGGUUAUAGCCUUGUCAAUAGGUGAUCCAACCGUUUACGGGAACCUCAAGGCAUCCGAAGAAGCAAUAAAAGCGGUGCAAAAAGUUCUGGAAGAUGGCUCUUUCAAUGGUUACACUUCCAGCGUUGGUAACCAAGAGGCAAGGGAAGCCGUGGCAGAAUAUUUGUCCCACGAUGGCGUCGAAGUGAAUGCAAACGACGUCAUUUUGUGUAGCGGAUGUUCUUCUUCCCUGGAACACUGUAUCACCGUCCUCGCCGAUGGAAGCAAGAACCAGAACAUUCUCAUUCCCAGGCCAGGUUUCCCCAUUUACAGGACCUUGGCUGAACAUGUUGGCGUAGAAGUAAGAUACUACAAUCUCAUACCUGAAAACAAAUGGGAAGCUGAUCUGUACCACCUCGAAUCUCAGAUAGACGAAAACACCGCCGCCAUAGUUAUCAAUAACCCUUCGAACCCAUGUGGAUCAAACUACUCAGAAGAACAUCUUCGCAACAUUCUAGAGAUCGCCUACAGAUACCGAAUCCCAGUGAUUGCAGACGAAAUCUACGAAAACCUGGUAUUCCCUGGAGAAAAAUUCAUAUCUACGGCUUCCCUAAACUCCUGUGUACCAAUCCUGAUAUGCGGGGGCAUUGCCAAAAGGUUUUUGGUCCCUGGGUGGAGACUGGGCUGGAUAGUAGUUCACGACGAAAUAGGGGCCUUCGACGAUGUACGCAAAGCGCUCAACUGCUUGAGUCAAAGAAUCAUUGGCAGCAACACGUUGAUUCAAGGGGCGUUACCAUCUAUUCUGAAAAGUACUCCUCAGAGCGCUUUUGAUGCGCUGAUCGGAACAUUGCUCAGGAACUCUCAAAUUGCAUUUGAAGGACUGCAACAAGCCAAAGGUCUGACUCCUUAUAUGCCUCAAGGAGCUAUGUAUAUGUUGGUUGAGAUUGACAUGGAGAAAUUUCCUAACUUCAAAAAUGGGUUGGACUUUGCUCAGAAGCUGAUGGAGGAAGAAUCCGUCUUCUGUUUACCUGGAGAAUGUUUCGCAAUUUCUGGAUUUAUGAGAAUCGUUACAACGGUACCUGAAGAUGUGAUUCAAGAAGCGUGUACCAGAAUGGCUGAAUUUUGUAAUAGGUACUAUGUAAAAUAAUGGACCUAGAACUCAAAUAACCAUCUACCUCUUAACCUAACUCGGCGAUUUUAGGAUAGUUUAUAUUCAAUUUAGGAUAAAUGAUUGAACUGAUUUUCUAGUUAUUAUAUUUUGAUAUAUAAUUUA
Leptinotarsa decemlineata (Colorado potato beetle) is the source of this 1523-nucleotide messenger RNA. It is a transcript of the gene Tat, whose product is annotated as Tyrosine aminotransferase. Gene Ontology annotation, biological process: L-phenylalanine catabolic process; biosynthetic process; L-tyrosine catabolic process. Lineage: Eukaryota; Metazoa; Arthropoda; Insecta; Coleoptera; Chrysomelidae. The record is from RefSeq and is a predicted model, not a curated record. Gene Ontology annotation, molecular function: pyridoxal phosphate binding; L-tyrosine:2-oxoglutarate transaminase activity.